Messenger RNA from Stylonychia lemnae, 726 nucleotides. NCBI's taxonomy places the organism in Eukaryota, Ciliophora, Spirotrichea, Sporadotrichida, Oxytrichidae. The record is from the annotation of a GenBank genome assembly.
AUGCUUAACUUCCCUUAUAAACUAUUAAACACCGAGGAGUUUUUAAAGACAAGAGAAGCUACUACCAAAGAAAAUCUACACUUUAUGAGUUCAUAUUUGUUCUUAGAUGAAUAUCAGCUUCAUGAAGGAUUCAAGUUCGCUUACUUAGGGCUUUUAAAGAAAAUUGCAGAGAAUGAUGUUUAAGGAUUAAGAGAGGUAUGUGAAAAGAACCUUUCACAGGCUUUCAGUGAUUCUAUGUGGGAGAUAUAUAAAGAUGUAGAGAAGAUAGAAUUGCUCAAUGAAGAUCAAUUUCCAGACAAUGUUAAAAUCAAAUUGAUUGAUUAUCACUAGUUCUUUGGGGUCGAAAUAGAUAGAGAAUCAAAUAGAUUAAAAAAUUGCUAGUUAUUUGAAACAACAAGGAAAAAGAUACCUAAUACAGACUUUUAUAUGCCACUUAACCCAACAUGGAAUGAGACUCUUGGAAUGAAUCUAGAAUUCUAAUUAAAGAUUGAGACAAAUUUAAAACUAAAUUUUAUUGACAAGCAAGGAAAUAGUCUCGUUUAAAAUGAAAGAGAAAAAGAAGUACAUUUUAUGUAAAUUGAAAGUGUUACCGAACAAUAUCCUAUCAGUCUCAAGGCAAUACCUAUGCUAUUCAGGAAUUAUUUUGGCAAAAAACUUGAAUUUUAAGAGUGGAUAAUAACUGAUUUCGAUAAUGCUUUAAAUCGUAAUCCUCAUGUCAUUCUUUGA